Messenger RNA from Sapajus apella (tufted capuchin), 569 nucleotides. RefSeq names its product polyubiquitin-like. Gene Ontology annotation, molecular function: protein tag activity; ubiquitin protein ligase binding. The record is from RefSeq and is a predicted model, not a curated record. The coding region runs from base 25 to 486 and encodes 153 amino acids. NCBI's taxonomy places the organism in Eukaryota, Metazoa, Chordata, Mammalia, Primates, Cebidae. Gene Ontology annotation, cellular component: cytoplasm; nucleus. The transcript has a single exon. Gene Ontology annotation, biological process: protein ubiquitination; modification-dependent protein catabolic process.
GAGGAAUUCCGUCUCCGAGGUGGAAUGCAGAUCUUUGUGAAGACCCUGACUGGUAAGACCAUCACCCUUGAGGUCGAGCCCAGUGACACCAUUGAGAAUGUCAAGGCAAAGAUCCAGGACAAGGAAGGCAUCCCUCCUGACCAGCAGAGAUUGAUCUUUGCCUGGAAACAGCUGGAAGAUGGGCGCACCUUGUCUGACUACAACAUCCAGAAAGAGUCCACGCUACACCUGGUUCUCCGUCUCCGAGGUGGAAUGCAGAUCUUCUUGAAGACCCUGACCGGUAAGACCAUCACCCUCGAGGUGGAGCCCAGUGACACCAUUGAGAACGUCAAGGCCAAGAUCCAAGACAAGGAAGGCACCCCGCCUGACCAGCAGAGAUUGAUCUUUGCUGGGAAACAGCUGGAAGAUGGGCGCACCCUAUCUGACUACAACAUCCAGAAGGAGUCCACUCUGCACUUGGUCCUGCGCUUGAGGAGGGGUGUCUAAGUUUCCCUCCCCUUUAAGGUUUCAACAAAUCUCAUUGCACUUUUCUUUCAAUAAAGUUGUUGCAUUCCCAAAAAAAAAAAAAA